Molecule: messenger RNA, 3311 nt
Organism: Drosophila innubila
Lineage: Eukaryota; Metazoa; Arthropoda; Insecta; Diptera; Drosophilidae
Exons: 3
Coding region: 121-3006 (961 amino acids)
Molecular function (GO): histone binding
Source: RefSeq, a predicted model, not a curated record
AAGCAGCAGAAGACAACGGUAGUCCAAAAGCCGCAACAGAAAUCUACACUAAUACAGCAACAGAAAUCUACACAACAACAGCAACAGAGGCUGCCACAGCAGCAGCAGCAGAAGCAACAAAUGCCUCAACUGCAACUGCAACAGCAACAGAAGCUACAAACGCCAACAGGGCAACAAAAACCGUUGUUGUUGCAGCAGCAGCAACAACAGCAGCAGAAGCCUUCGACGCUACCGCAGCUAAAAUCUCAAUCCCAGCAGCAACAGCAAAAGCCGCUGACAACUGUACAAUUGUUGAUGGCACAAAAACUAACAGUCAAACAGAAGCAGCAACUGCAUCAGCGUCUGCCUAUAUUGCAGACACAGUCGCUAACCGUCACACCAGCACCAACAGCAACACCAACUGCAACACCAGCAACAACGACAAUUACGCCGGCGCAGCUGAAACCAAUUCAAUUGCAUGUGACACCGCAGAAGCAACCGCCGCCGGCACACAGUGCCACAACAUUGCCGCUUCAGAAACAAAAACAACAGCAACAGGCGGCACUUGCACCGCCGCCGCCAGCGCAUCAUCCCAGCAGCAACUCGACGUUGUCGCCACCAUUGUUGGCCAAGUUAACGCCAAUGCCAGUUCCCAGCAAGUCCAGCAUAAGCAUCAACAGCAGCGCAGCGCGCACAUUGCCAUACAAAACGAAGUCAGCAACAACCGUAGCAGCAACCACAACAACGACAACAACAGCAACAGCAGCAACAACAACAACAACAACAACAUUGAGAAACGUCCAGCAGGUGCCCAAAAGCAACAUAACAUCGGCCACGCCCAUACAGUCAAUGGCAGCGGGUGCAACGCCUCCGUUGCGUCUGCUUGCCACGCCACCACAUUGUGCGGCGGCACUCAACGAACCGUUGUUGCUCAAUCUGCCGCCGACAACAAGCAUUACGCCACAGCUGACACCAACAACAACACCGCCUCCUCCGUCGGCAACAACCACAACAACAGCAGCAACCUUAAAGAUGUCAUUUCCCGGCGCUAGCAUAUCGCCCGUUAAUAAAACUGUUGCCAAACGCGUCCAGCCCAUAACUGUGCUCAAGAAGUCCGAUGAGGAAUGGCGUAAGCAUAUUGCACAGCAGCAACAGAAACCAAAGGAGCAGGAGGCGCCGACGCCGAUGCCAACAAUUGUUCUGGUCGAAUCGCCGCCAACAACGCCGCCUACAGAAAAGGCGGACAAUGAGCCGUCAAAGAGAAAGACGCCACCAGCUGGCGGUAGUGAAAGUGUCACAGCAACGGCAACGGCAACAGCUGCUCCAGUUCGUGCACCAAUUGUUAACGAGUUCUUAGCGUUGUUGCAACUCUGCCGUGAGACGGAGAAUUCCAAAGAUAUGGAGCUUUUGGAGAAAAAAUUAACAAAAUACUAUUACAGUGUGCAUGAGAAUUUUGUGCGUUCACGUGGCUUUCGCAAGCAACUGGAGCAGACCAUGGAACGCAUACGCAACGAUCCGUUAAUUAUAUAUAGUCACCUUAAAUGUAUUGUGGAUGAGCUGAAAGCGCGACGCAAGACAAAGGCGGUGCAGCUGUUGCAAGAGGAGACGCCCGAGGAGAUGGCACAAGCGCCAGCAAAUGCAGCAGAUGUUGUUGCUCCUCCACCACCUGCUGCUGCUGCUGCUGCGGCGACAACAACGACAACGACAACUCCCAGCACUGGCAAUAAACGGACCGAUGAGCGUAUUAGAAAACUCAAUCGCACAUUGUAUACAAUUACGAAACGUAUUAGCGCUUUGGAGGAAGCGGAUGUCGAUUGGAAUGAUGAUGAUGACUCGAGUUAUCUGCAGGUGGAGCGCUAUAAGAAGCGCGCCUGUCAGAUCUAUGAGAAAAUCUGUGAUCUAACCGGUGAAAGCAAAAGCGCCCAUCGUCAGAUGAAGCAGCCCAUCCUAUUCAAGGAUUCGCCCUAUCCGCAAUUCAAUCGAACUCUCUCCGCGUUUGUCAAUCGUAUGCAUGAAUUUCCCGAUUACCAUGAUGUGCUCCAGCUGCUGGAGCACUGUAAUAAGGAUAAGAAUCUGGGUCUGGCUACAUUUGAAAUGAAGCGUAUAGCUCAUGAUGCAUUUGUUAAGGUGGGACGUUUGCUGCAAGCGCGACGCAAGACUGAUCUCUACGAGACCGUUACACAUUUUACGUCCAACGCAAAGGAUCCGGCGGCCAGUGAUGCCGCGUUGCUGGCUAAGCUGAAUGAGAAUAACAAGAAACAAACCAAAAUAAGUGAUAUACUGGAGAAAUUUGCACGUGAGCAGGAUCUUACCGCAGAGGAGCAACGGGAGGCGCGUCUAAAGGAAAAACAGUUGCAGGCUGCAAAGGCAGCGGAGGUGGAAGCGGAUCCAAAUGAUGCAGACAUUGCUGGCGGCGAUGAUGAUGAUAAUGAGAAACCCUGCACCAGCGCUCAGGCGGCAAAAGCAUCACAGGCAGCCCAAACAACGCAGAUUGUCUUAACCAAUGGCCUCAAGAAGCAUGAAGACAGUGAGAAUGAGAGCGAUAGCGAUGAUGAAGAUGAUGAUGAUGACGAUGAUGAUGAAUCGGAUGAGGAUGUCGAUACAUUUGUGGACAACUUCAAGGCGAAUGGCGAUCUAAGCGAUGCCGAGUCCGAAACAGAACUAAUUGCAGCACCAAAGACACUUGCAGCGGCUGCUCAUGUGAUAGUUAAUAAUGUAACGAGAGUCAAGACUACUGCGACCAUCGAUAAACCCGGAAUGGAUAAUAAUGUUGAUAAUGUAGUAGCUGCCCAGCCGCUGGCCAAUGGCAAACUUAAGGAUGCACCAGCCGCCCAAAUGCUAAAGAUAAUGUCCGUCUCUAGUCUAAAUGCCAGUGUCUCCACAAAUAGCAGCAGUAACAAAAACAAUAAUAAUAGCAAAGAGCAGCAGAAGAAGCAGCAGCAACAACUAAAACAACAUCAGAAAAAAAAGAAACAAGAGAAAAUUGUAAUAGACACUGAAAUUGUCAUUUCGGACGAGGAAUCAUAGGCAUUUCUUUUGGUUCAAUUGAAAUUCUAGAAUGUUAGUUUAUGAUUUAGUUAGACAUUUUAUUUAUUUAUCUUCAUAUUGCGCACAAUUUGUUAAUUUUCAUAUAUUUCAUUAUUUACAUAUGUUUUCUAUGUAUCAUAAUUUUUCAUUAUACAGCAUAUUGUCGAUGCUGUGAUAUCUAUAUGACCGUCGGUUUUUGUGCGCAAAAACGCUAAGAUAGUGUACAUAUUGAAUACAACUACUAUUACUAUUAAGUAUAUGUUUUAAAAACACACUAAUGUCAUAAGAAAUAAAUGAAAUUAAAU